This is a messenger RNA of Porites lobata, 3343 nucleotides long. The record is from the annotation of a GenBank genome assembly. Lineage: Eukaryota; Metazoa; Cnidaria; Anthozoa; Scleractinia; Poritidae.
AUGGCUUCACUGGGUCCAUGUUCAUUCUGCUCUAAAUGCGGAUUUUGUUUAGAAAACGAGUUCAAGUUUUGUCCCAAAUGUGGUGUAAAAGUAAGAACAUUUCCUACUGGCCGUUGUGAAACAACUACGACACCGUUUUCUCUUCCCAACUUUCAUACAUUCAAGUCUCAAAAAGAGUCAGAGCGAAAGACAUUCUUUGCUCGUAAAGCGCAUGCCGGACACAAGAAGAGAAAAGUCGACGAUGAAAUGGUAACGAUCAACGUGGGAGUGAUGAAGGAGAAGGGUGUGAUCAAACGAGGAGAAACCUUGCCCUUGAAGGUUCCAUCAACAUCAUCUGCCGAAGACAUUCGCCUCGCUGCAGUAAAGAAACAUACUCUGUUCAACAGCAGGUUUAUUCAUUCACAAUCUGAGUACAUUCUGGCCUUCAAGGACGGCAGUGAAGUUAAACACAUCCCUGGCGUAGGUCCUGAGGAACCCUUUACUUUGAGGAGGUAUAAGGAAGAGUCUGGAUUUGGAUAUGCACGAAUAACUCUAUAUCUCUUACCUGAAGGAGAUAUAUUUGAAGAUCUUCGACGAUAUGUUGAUGAAGAGGACGAUUUGUUGUGUGAUGGUGCCUCCAAAGAUUCCAGUGAUGAUGAAGAUUUCAUUAAGCCUGCAUUAAAACCGUCAUUGUACCCUGUUCCACUAAAAAGGCAGAGUUUUAGUUCAGGAAGGGGAAAAAGCACUGCUGCAGCCCCGUCAACAUCUUCAGCUGGGGACGAUUGCUUUCUGGUCAACUGCCCUACCUGCUGGGGCACGUUUCCCAUUAGUGCAAUUGAGGAACAUGCAGAUAGGUUUGCUCAGUCUGUAGAAGAACUUCCAGAUCCACACCCAGUUAAUUCGUCAUGUUCCAGGUCAACAGGUUUGUGGUGCUUGUAUGAUAAGUUAUAUUGCAUUUUUGGCACAAUGUAGAUGCACGAUUUAGCUGUAGAUGAACUUGUUUUCUCUAUCUAGUAAGUUUUAAUUUAUGUGGGAGUGCAAGUUUUCAAUGUGAUUAAGUAAUAUAUGCAGAUCAAAGUUUAUAUGCAAGUAUGCUUAUAAAUUAUUGGCAAGCUAAAAGAUACAUUGUUCUAUGAUCAUAAGGAGUGUGGUUGUUGUUAAAGCGGUGUAAAUGUUCAAAAAUUGCCUAUGUGGUGAAUUAGGCAGUGAGUAAGCAUAGGGCUGUAGCUUGCUACUUCUAAUGACCCAGUCCUGCUUGUGGAAAAAAAUAUUGUCUAUGUACUUUCAAACUACCACCUUUUGCUUUGCAUUUGGAGGGGGAGGGGCAGGUAAACAGAUUUUUCUAAGAUAUUGUAUCUCUCUUUUCAUUUUGUGCUUUAAGCUGUUGUGCAAGAGAAAGGAAUGCUGAAAGACCAACUCUGUAAUCUCGCAGGAAACGUACAGCAUGAGGAAAUAAGGGUCACUGUCCGAAGAAAUCACCUGUGGUCAGAUUUUAGCAGAGCUCGCAGUGAUUACUACUCUCCCUUGAACACCAUCAAAAUUACUUUUAGUGGCGAACCAGCAAUUGAUGAUGGUGGACCAAAGCGUGAGUUCUUUUCAGGUGGGCAAGUUCAAUUUCUAGAGAUUGACUUGGGAUUAAUAUUUAUUUCGCUUUUUGUGUCUUCAGUAAGAGGGGUGAUUUUCUGGAUGAUAAUAUCAGUAUGAUAUUGGCUCCCACGGCCCCCACCACCGUUUUAUUGAAAGGUUUCAAGUUCUUCAUGUAGGAUUUUUUUUAUUUUAAAGAAAUGAUUGAAUACUGUAGAAACAGGCUAUUUCCUGAUGGGUUCCCAACAAAGUCCAUGUUAGCUGUGACAAUAGAUGACUUUGUCACCGCUGGGGAAGUGAUGGCCAUGUCAGUUGUCCAGGGCGGACCAAGUCCAAACUUCCUUGCUCGUGAAAUUUACAAUGUGGUCAGUAGAUCAUUUGCCAUUGAGGAACUGAAAGAUGAAUCAUUGAAACAAACUUGUGUCAAGGCACAAAUGAUAUAUUUAUAAUUCCAGGCAAUACGAGAGACUUUAUUUUUGUAGCUUGGGCCGAGUUUUUCAAAGCCCAGUUAGCAGUAUUCCUGGGUUAACUACAACAAAUCAUGUGGACUGUCAUGGUAAAUAACCCUGGAUUUACACCAAUCAUCUUUCGGACAACUUGGCCCUGAUGGAAAACAUGAUAAGAAAAGAUGAACAGUUUUUUUUUUUAAUUUACAUAAAAUUUUGUUAUGCAAAAGAACCUCCUAAUAAACACAGUGCUUUGUGACAGAUGCUUUUGAAAGUCUUGUAUUUAAUAGACAUCCACUUCAGAGAACACUUGCUAGUUAUUGACCAAAUAGAAUGAUUUUAUAAAUAGCAGCUGAAUUGUCAUAGCGUGCAUUUUUAAAUGACAUGAAGUGUUCCUGAACAGCAAAGUAAUAAAUUACUCGUUGGCACUAACAAGAAUUGACAGUUUUAUAGUGCUAUGUUAUCUAUAUUUUUCAGCUCAGAAAUGCAUCAGAAGAUCAACUUUCAGACAUAUUAAUGGAAGACCAAAUUCUGGAUACUCUUCAAGGCAUUGGCUAUAAUGGUGUACCCGCAAAAGAAAACAAAGAAUCAAUUAAAAAAAUCAUUGAGUAAGUACUGCAUAUGAUGCAGAUCAAUACAGUUACAGCUGUCCUAACGUUUAGUGCAUUUGCACUAAUGCAUAAGUCAAUUCCACCUCCCUAGCCCCUCCUUCCCAGGGCUACUGCAGCCCGGGGUGAGGGAGGGGGGGGGGGGUAUUGUGGGGGCUGGGUGCAGGUGGAAUUGACUGAUGCAUAAGAUUCAAACACUUAAUAGUUGGAAACCAUUGUACCUUAACUCUUGCUCAUAGCUGAGCUACAUUUUUUUGUUCCGUUUUUCUGUUUAAAUGGUUUUCUUUGUAGGCAUGUACAUGCCCACAUCUUUAUGUGACAGGGUAAUGUAAAUCUGAUGAAGUCAGCUGACUGCAAGGGAAAAAUUUAAUUUCUUUUUCAAAAGCAAAGCUUUCUUUCCCUUUUAUAGGGCAAGAUAAGUUUUUUGAUCUCAGGGAAGUUACAGUAAAAUUAUAAUGCACUCUAAAGCUUGAUGAAUCAUUCCACUAACCCCGGGUAGACCACACAACACGGCCUUGGUAAAAUAAUGGUUUGUAUCCAGGAUUCAAGUGUGUUUGUGUUACUAAAGCCUUGUAGCAAUUUAUUAUAUUAAAUGACGUUAAAUGGAAUAACAGUAUAAUAGCAGUUUUGUGGGCAUUUUUUUUAAAUGCAAAUAAGAGACCUUUUGCUAAAAUUUAUCCCAUUUUGCCAAUUAAAAAUUUAAUGUUCCAAGGAGUAUCUGGCUGA